Messenger RNA from Salvia splendens (bonfire salvia), 772 nucleotides. RefSeq names its product LOB domain-containing protein 12-like. The record is from RefSeq and is a predicted model, not a curated record. Lineage: Eukaryota; Viridiplantae; Streptophyta; Magnoliopsida; Lamiales; Lamiaceae. The transcript has 2 exons. Bases 65 to 583 code for a protein of 172 amino acids.
CAAAACCUAAGGCAAAAAAUCAAAAUCUCCCUACAAAAAAAAAUUUAAAUACCACAACCCAAAAAUGGGAGGAGGAACUUCGCCCUGCGCCUCCUGCAAACUUCUCCGGAGACGCUGCGCAAAAGACUGCAUUUUCUCCCCUUAUUUCCCUCCCGACGAUCCUCACAAGUUCGCCAUCGUUCACAAGGUUUUUGGAGCUAGCAAUGUGAGCAAGAUGCUGCAGGAGCUCCCAUUUCAUCAAAGAGGAGAUGCAGUGAGUAGCUUAGUGUAUGAGGCUAAUGCUAGGACGAGGGACCCUGUGUACGGCUGCGUUGGGGCGAUUUCGUUUCUGCAGAAUCAAGUUUCUCAGCUGCAGAUGCAGCUAGCAGUGGCUCAAGCAGAGAUACUUUGCAUUCAGAUGCAGCAAGAGCAGCAGCAGCCGCCUCCAUUGAUGACUCAUAACAAUGAUCAUCAUAGUGGUGAAGAUGACAAGUCCUCUCUUGUUAAUUUUAGUAGCCUCCAACACUAUCUUAGCUUUGCUUCCACUAGUUCUACUAAUAAUGUGAUGCAAGAUCCUCUCAAGAGAGAGUCCCUUUGGACUUGAUUCAUGAGUAGGGAGUUAGUUAAUUAGCUAGCUAGCCAGGGUUGAUUUUGGAAAUGUAGCUUGCGCGCGACCAUCUGUGGUGUUCUUGUGUUUCUUUUCAUCAGUAUGUUGUGUUCUGAUAUGUACUCGUGAGACUGUCUUAUACAAGGCUCGGACGAAAUAGAGCGACCUAGCUAGCUAUUGUGUGUA